AAAUUCAGAGCUUCGUGCUAUUUUAGAGUCACUGAUGGAUCCUACUUGGGUGGCAACUGGGUUAAAAGUCGAUUUUGAUACACUAGUGAAUGAAUGCGGAGAGAUUUCUGGUAGAAUCAGUGAAAUAAUAUCUGUACAUGGUGAAAGUGAUCAAAAGAUAAGUUCCUAUCCUAUCAUCCCAAAUGAUUUUUUUGAAGAUAUGGAGUCGCCGUGGAAAGGUCGUGUCAAGAGGAUCCAUUUGGAGGAAGCAUAUGCAGAAAUAGACAAGGCUGCAGAUGCUUUAUCUUUGGCUGUGAGUCUCUUUUUAUUUAUCUUCGACAAUCCUAAUGAUUUACAAGUUGUGCAUCUGUGUGCGCUUUAAUACUCUUUCAUUAUC
Nicotiana tabacum (common tobacco) is the source of this 376-nucleotide messenger RNA. The record is from RefSeq and is a predicted model, not a curated record. Lineage: Eukaryota; Viridiplantae; Streptophyta; Magnoliopsida; Solanales; Solanaceae.